Fraxinus pennsylvanica is the source of this 687-nucleotide messenger RNA. The record is from the annotation of a GenBank genome assembly. NCBI's taxonomy places the organism in Eukaryota, Viridiplantae, Streptophyta, Magnoliopsida, Lamiales, Oleaceae.
AUGAAGGUGCAUCACUUUGCACGUGGAUUCUGGGAGGUGCAGGAACAACCAUUCCUCACGCUUGGGUGCAAGCGUUUGCGCCCUCUUGCUCCCAAACUGCCCAUCACUCGAGACAUAUGUGACGACACGACGAAUCAAAACAAAAUACUCGGUGUCAGCAUUACCCAACCAUUCGAUCUCAAGAGUUUCAUUAGACCAGAAACUGGCCGUAGAAAGAUAGAAUCCUCGGAUGAUCACAAGAGAGUAUCAGCUCAGGUGGAGACAAACCCUGGUGGGACAAGAUGGAAUCCAACUCAAGAACAGAUAGGGCUACUGGAGAUGCUGUAUAGAGGGGGAAUGCGUACGCCGAAUGCACAACAGAUUGAAAAAAUCACUGAGCAGCUGGCUAAGUAUGGAAAAAUAGAGGGGAAGAAUGUGUUUUACUGGUUUCAAAACCACAAAGCACGCGAGCGACAGAAGCAGAAGCGGAGUAGUCUAGGACUUAUCCAUUGUUCAAGAAAACCACCUUCUAUAAUCGACACUUCUUCCAUCCCGAUAACAGCGGGAGACAUGGGGAGGGAAGAUAGUCCUGGCAAGAGAAAAUGCAGGCCAUGGACAUUUGAAUGCCUGGAAAUGGACAAGAAAUACUGUAAAGAGGAAGAAGAUAGGACCCUGAAACUCUUCCCUUUGCACCCUGAAGGAAGAUGA